AUCAGUCAGCCAGACACAGAAGACCUAGACUUGGGUAGGGUGAGUUACAAGGCAGUCUCGUUAAGUCAACUCAAAGUCAAGGCCUUUGACUUAAGAUACAGUACACCGAUUGAGGACUAUUCAGCUUCGAGGGAACUUCAGCGUGAGGUUGUGGGCCAUGGAUGUGUUAUCAAGGGCUGUGAUGUGUUUCUGCUUGAUGGGUUGGAUGACUUUAGGAUGGAGCAAUGCUGCUACGUACACAUCAAAUACCUUGAAGAGCAACAUAGACAAACUGAAGGGUCAACCAUAUGUCAAGUAUCAUACACAGGAUAACUGGGCUAACCAGGGGUUCCUCCUGACUGACCCAGACACAGAAAAUACAUACAGAUAGACAGCCAGAAGAGACCAGACAGGCAGGCAGAACAGGCAUACAUACACAAGACAAACAGACAGACACAGGACAGACAGACAGACAGACAGACAGACCAGACAGACAGACCAGACAAUGACAAGACAGACAGAUAGACAGGCAGGCCAGGCAUACAAGACACCGAUAAGACAGACAAGAUAGGCAGACAGACGACGACAGACAGACAGGCAUAAAUAGACGCAGGCAGGCACGGAGGCAGGAGGGGGAACAGGAGGGAGGAGAGAAAAAGGAACAAACAAGACACUUUUACAGAAACCAAAAAAAUUGAAAAUUUCCUCUCGAAGUUUGCAUCAGAAACUUUAGACCCGCUCCAAAACCCCCUAACCAAAGGGGAAAUUGGAGUGGAUUUUUAGAAUCCCAAAUUUGAUAAAACCAAGAAAGGAGUUUUCACAUUCUGCCCAAGCAGGGAAAUACUUUUAGUGACAUUUAAAUAACUAAAAUUUUAACAAAAUAACAGUGCUUUCAAAAUCCAAGGGCAGCUGGUCAAAAACCCAAAUUUCCCCAAGCUUGAAGGUAGUUUAUUGGGGGUUCUUGGGGUUUCAUUUUAGGCUACUCCAUGUUGAUUUUCUGGCAAAUAAAUGGGUAUUUUAAAUUUUUUAAUUUGGCCCCUUGGGCAGACGCUAUAUCGGGGUUUGGGGAGAAAGGAUACCAAAUUAAACCCCCUUAAAAGGGGAAAAGCAACAACACUGAUUGGAGACAUGUCUUGCUCUUUCAGAAGAUCUCCAAGGACCAGCUGUUCAAUGAAAACCCUGUUUUCCCCAAGGACACGUUUAAGGUAAGAUAUAUUGUUACACAUUGUUUCCCUUUCAGGCUAACAUCACAAAUGUGAAACUACUGCAAGCUUACCCUUGGGCUAGGCUGGAGACAUUACAUUACAUUUUAGUCAUUUAGCAGACGCUCUUAUCCAGAGCGACUUACAGUUAGUGAGUGUAUACAUAUUUAUUUAUUUUCAUACCGGCCCCCCGUGGGAAUCGAACCCACAACCCUGGCGUUGCAAACGCCAUGCUCUACCAACUGAACUACAUCCCUGCCGGCCAUUCCCUCCCCUACCCUGGACGACGCUGGGCCAAUUGUGCGCCGCCCCAUGGGUCUCCCGGUCGCGGCCGGCUACGACAGAGCCUGGAUUUGAACCAGGAUCUCUAGUGGCACAGCGCCUUAGACCACUGCACCACUCGGGAGACAAAACUAAGGUUAAAGAUAUUAAAAUGAUUCUCUCUCUCUCUCUCCUCUCUCCUCUCUCUCUCCCUCUCUCUCCUCUCUCUCUCCUCCUUCUCUCGCUCUCUUCUCUCCAUCUCUCCUCGUCUCUCCUCUCUUCGUCUGCUCUCUCUCUCUCUCUCUCUCUCUAUCUCUCGUCCUCUCUCCUCUCUCUAUCUCUCUCUCUCUCCUUCCUCCCUCCCUCCCUCCCUCAGGACAGUGAGCAGGAGGGUGUUGAUGAGUGCGGUUCUGGACGUGUAUCUGAGUAUCUUCAGCCAGAUGCUGAACCAGACGGUGGACCAGGAAGUGAUGGAGAGGCUGGUCCAGGUCAAGGGGACGGUUAAGGAGCUCCAGAAACACUAUUUCCUGGGGAGGAUACCUGAGCUGAGGAGACACCUGCAGAACCUGUGGGCCAUCAAGGUGAGCUUCCCUCCACAGCAUCAAUCAAUCACUCAAUCAAUAAUUUAACCCUUUGGGCCAUCAAGGUGAGCUUCCCUCCAUGGGGAAGAAGACCAAGUUACUGUAGACAGAUUUGGUUUAGUCUUCAUUUAAUAUUUUAUUUGUUUUGGUACUCUGCCUGUAAAUUACACAAGCCACACUUGUCUACAGUGUCUAAAGGCGUCAACAUGCUGCAGUUCGGCUGCUGCCUAGCCGUGCUCGACUAGGUCGAACCAAACGAGUGUGCUCACAUACUCUCUUAAAAGACCUUCGCUUGAAAAUCAAGUAAAAAGCGGCAAUAGUACUGUUUGUCCAUUUUGAGACGCCGUAGCCAGUAUACGCUUCCUCAAAAUAGUCAGAAUUAAUCUAAGAUAACUCAAGAAAUCUGUCGUUAAUUUUGCCGUUUUUACUGAGGAGAUCUUUUGUAAAAGUGAAAACAUUUGCAUGAGGACGAGUCGUCUCUGGUUGACAAAAGGCACUUAAUUGAAGAAUCCCUACUGGUGACCAAUCGCUGACGAGGGGGGCGUAGACUUCGGCUACCGACUUCGGCUUGCCUCAAGAAAAAAAAAAUUGUGCUCGAACAGCCGGAAAAAAACCCUUGCAGAAGUCCAAAACAAACAAAAACGUCACAAAACGUCUUCAUAAUAUAUGCACAAACUGUUUUGAACUGUUUCGGCUGGGUCAGAUUCAUCGUUAUAAUCAGUGGCCAGUACGGAUGAUUAAGUAAAACCAAAUCCCUGUCUCCAUCUAUGGCUAAUUUAGGAAAGGGAUGAUUUUAGCUAGCUAGCUAGCCACCGGAGGACAACGACACAACGAGAUGCAACAAUUUUUUCUGGUAAAUGACGUGUGAUUGCGACGUGUAAAUGUGAUUGGUGUGAAGCCAAAUUCAAACUGGCUUCACUUGACACUUUUUUUUCCUGGUGCUCCAGGACCAAUCACAGUUGAGCUCACUCAGUUUAGCUCAAUGCUGAUUGGCUAUUACUUUUAUAUUUUCUUUAUCAAGGGAGGCCAAAUGCUCGCUGGCUUCCCUUGCAUUCAAUGCUACGGCCGGCAACAAUGUCGUACUUUUUUUUGACCACACUGCAUUAGAUAGACGGGCUACACAUACUGAGAAAAACUGUUGUAAAAUAAAAUAAUUUUGUAAUGACAUGAAGGCUAUGUCAAUUAGAAUUAAACAUCCCAUGUGCUAUGCAACCUUUUGAUCAGCUGCUUUAUGGAUUAAUAAUCCUCUAGGACUGUGAUACCCUCAUCAUGACUGUAGUGUAGUCGACUGUAUGGAGACACCUGAUGAACUGAUAACCUGAUAGUUAAUGCUUGUAUCUUCUAUCUCAGACCAGUGACACCAGAGUCCAGGGGAAGGCUCUGUCCGAGUUCAUUCCCAUCUACGAGAAAGCCUCCCAACUGGCCAAUCGGAUUCAUCUAAAGAAGGACAACCGCAGGAAGAGACGGCAAGCCCAGAGGCUCAAAUCACACAUCAUGUAGAUGACCAACCGCGUCUAGAGUGAAGAUGUAGGGUGAAGUUACAUCUAGACUCUGAUCCUGGGUCAGUUUAGCAUUUUCCCCACCAAUGGUUAAGGUUAGGAUUGGGGGAGGGGGAGCUGAUCCCAGAUCUGUACCUAGGGGAAACUUCCCCCCGGAGCCACAGUGGAGAUACAUUUACAUUUACGUCAUUUAGCAGACGCUCUUAUCCAGAGCGACUUACAGUUAGUGAGUGCAUACAUUAUUGUUACUUUAUUUAUUUAUUUAUUUUAUUUAUUGAAUUUAUUAUGUUAUUAUUCUUUUAAAAAAUUGUAUCUGUUUUUUUUUUUUUUUUUUUUAUUAUUUUUUUUAUACCCCCCCGUGGGAAUCGAACCCACAACCCUGGCGUUGCAAACGCCAUGCUCUACCAACUGAGCUACAUCCCCUGCCGGCCAUUCCCUCCCCUACCCUAGACGACGCUGGGCCAAUUGUGCGCCGCCCCAUGGGUCUCCCGGUCGCGGCCGGCUACCACAGAGCCUGGAUUCGAACCAGGAUCUCUAGUGGCACAGCUAGCACUGCGAUGCAUAUUGAUACAUAUUGAAGUUACAUAUUUACUUGAUACAAAGUUCCUCAACUGGUCCUCUAUUUAUUUUAUUAAGUUAUUUAAUCUAUGAAAUCACGCACAAUACUCAGUGGUAUAUUAUCAUUGUCAAAAGAGUAAUUAUUUUUCAUGAAUCAAAAGGAAUCUAUUUUGUUAAUUCAUAUGUAUUAUUUAUUAUUUAGAAAAUGUUUUGUCUUCAAUAGAAAGAGUUAUUUAUUGCAGAUGAUGCAAGUUCUGUAAGUUCUAUGACUGAAUAAACUGACAUUGAGAAACAAGUUCUGAUGACUGAUAUAAUCUAUCCACAUGCACACGCACACGCACACACACACACACACACACACACAUACACACACAGGCACACACGCACACACACACACACACACACUCACACACACACACACACACUGCUGUAUGGAAAUAUCACACAUUGGCUGACUGACUUUUAUAAUUGCUAAUUUAUUGAAACCAAAACCCUCCCCUGCAUGGGGCCCACACAACGGCUGGGGCCCACAUGGCAUUCUGUUCUAUUCUAUUCCCUAUGUAGUGCACUACUUUUGACCAGAGCCCUAUGGUCCGUAGUGCACUACAUAGAGAAUGUGGUACCAUUGGGCAUGUACACAAAGUUGUUCAGAUAUCAUGUCUGUGUGAGUUAAGUGGGUAACACACUGAUGAUUGAGUCUAUGUAAAAAAAAAAUUGUGUGUGAGAGAGAGAGAGCGAGAGAGAGAGAGAGAGAGGGGGGAGAGAGGGUGAAGUGAUGCUCGACGAUAGAUGUGGGGAUAUGAGGGGAGUCUUUUUCGAUCUCUCUCUCGAGCGCUCUCUCUAUAGCUCUCUUUUUUGUGCUCGCUCUUCCUUUUUCUCUCUCUCGCUUCUCUCUCUCUUAUCGCUCUCGCGCUCUCUCACUCUCCUCUUCUAUCCCUAUCUCUUAGCUGGAUCUCUCGCUCCUCUGUUUUUUAGGGAUGGUCAAGAGGGGGCAGAGGAUCUAGGUGGGGGUUUGGGUGACGCUGGGAAGUCUAGGAUUGCAGGUCACCGGAAAGGGUCCGUCCUCUACCUACGUUUCUUUAUUUCGCUCAUCCCCGCCGGCUCUCUCACUCUCUAUUUAUCCUCCAUCCCUCCCUUCUCCUCCCUUCUUCCCCUCCCCUUGCCCACCCCCUCGGCAUGCAGCACAGGGGGACAAAACACCUACCUUGGAGGUGGACAGCCAUUCCCUUUCCCCCCCCAUAUGCCCCCCAUAGGGCACAACUACGACACAAACCAACAAAAACGGUCACGACUCCUGCAGCUCUGUCGCACACUGGUAUGUACAUAGUCAAUGGUAGGCUUCGAGGGGGACUCCUAUGGUAGGUACACCUAUAGCUCAUCUCUUGGCAGUAGUUACUGUAGACUACUUUUUCACUGACCUCAACCCAGAGUCUCUCAGAGCGUUCACAGUCAGCCCACUGACAACCCCUAUCAGACCACAAGCAAAAUCACAGUCUACUUGAACAGAACAAUACUCAAUCAUGAGGCAUCAAAGCCAAAGGAACUGAAUAAUAUUAAGAAAUGCUAUAGAUGGAAGGAAAGUAGUGUUGAAACCUACCAAAAAACAAUUAGGAAACAACAAAUUCAAUCCAUUCUAGACAACUUCCUGAACAAAACCUUCCACUGUAAUAGUGAAGGUGUAAACUUGGCAGUAGAAAACCUAAACAGUAUAUUUGACCUCUCAGCUUCCCUAAAUCUAAAAAUCUCUAACAGAAAACCAAAGAAAAGUAAUAACAGUGAUAAAUGGUUUGAUGAAGAAUGCAAAAACCUAAGAAAGAAAUUGAGAAACCUAUCCAACCAAAAACAUAGAGACCCAGAAAACCUGAGCCUACGCCUUCACUAUGGUGAAUCACUAAAACAAUACAGAAAUACACUACGGAAAAAGAAGGAACAGCAUGUCAGAAAUCAGCUCAAUGUAAUUGAAGAAUCCAUAGACUCUAACCACAUCUGGGAAAAUUGGAAAACACUAAACAAACAACAACAUGAAGAGCUAUCUAUCCAAAACGGAGAUGUAUGGGUAAACCACCUCUCCAAUCUUUUUGGCCCUAUAACAGAGAACAAACAGCAAAAAAAUAUACAUGAUCAAAUGCAAAUCUUAGAAUCAACUAUUAAAGACUACCAGAACCCACUGGAUUCUCCAAUUACAUUGAAUGAACUACAGGACACAAUACAAACCCUCCAACCCAAAAAGUCCUGUGGUGUUGAUGGUAUCCUCAAUGAAAUGAUAAAAUAUACAGACCACAAAUUUCAAUUAGCUAUACUUAAACUCUUUAACAUCAUCCUUAGCUCUGGCAUCUUCCCCAAUAUUUGGAACCAAGGACUGAUCACCCCAAUCCACAAAAGUGGAGACAAAUUGACCCCACUAACUACCGUGGGGGAUAUGCCGUCAAUAGCAACCUUGGUAAAAAUAAAUCCUAAUCCUCCUCUGCAUUAUAUUAACCGCAGACUCGUACAUUUUCCUCAGUGAAAACAAUGUACUGAGCAAUGUCCAAUUGGGCUUUUUUAUUAUAAUAUUUUUUAAGUUAAUUUAUUGUUUUUUUCUUUACACUUUUAUUUAUUUUCCAUACUUUUUUUCAUAUCGACCCCAACUCUACCGGAGUCCUACACCCUCCCACCUUUUCCCCCUUCCCAGGCCCUAUUGACAACAAACAAACCAAAACCAAGGCAAAGUGGAUACACCGGAGAGAAAGGUGGAACCGUCACUUCUCCCAACGUAUACUUAACAUCCACAAUCUUUCCUCCCCUACUUUCCGCUUCCUCCUCCUCCUCCCUCCUCCUCCCCUACUGUUCCAUGCUUGUUUCACGGUCUAUUUAUUUAAACUUAAACAAAUUUAACCCAUUUUUUAUUUUAAUCAUUUAAGUGCAACGUAAUAACGUGAUGUUAGUAUUUAUAGUAAGUGAAUAUCUAGCAACUUUGUAUGAAGGGAAUUUCCAUUGGUCCUAUAAUAGUGUUAAUGUAGUACUAUUUGAUUUGAUAUCAUAGUUCACUAUCAAUGGAUCGAAUGUACUGUAUUUAUAUCCUAGGAAUAAAUUAUCAUGAAAAUAUAUCCUGUUACAUGUCUUGAGUCUGUUUUUUUAAAUCCAGUUUCAAAUUAGGAAUCGAUGUUACCGAAGUGCAGUUAUUUCUUAGUAGGCCUAAAGUUGUUCUUAAAGUGUGAUAUUUGAAUAUUGGAUGAAUUUCAUAAUGGAUCUAGAGAGCAUCGGUUUUAUUUCCCUGAAGUGAAUUAAAUUGUGCUGAGUCACAAUACAGUGCAUUUGGAAAGUAUUCUGACCCCUUGACUUUUUCCACAUUUUGUUACGUUACAGCCACAAUAUCCCAUAAUGACAAAGCCAAAACAGGUUGAUAGAAAUUUUUGCAAAUUUGUAAAAUAAAUAAAUAUACUGAAAUAUCACAUUUACAUAAGUAUUCAGACUCUUUACUCAGUACUUUGUCGAAGCACCUUUGGCAGCAAUUACAGCCUCGAGUCUUCUUGGGUAUGACGCUACAAGCUUGGCGCACCUGUAUUUGGGGAGUUUCUCCCAUUCUUCUCUGAAGAUCCUCUCAAGCUCUGUCAGGUUGGAUGGGGAGUGUUGCUGCACAGCUAUUUUCAGGUCUCUCCAGAGAUGUUCGAUCAGGUUCAAGUCGUGGCUCUGGCUGGGCCACUCAAGGACAUUCAGAGACUUGUCCCGAAGCCACUCCUGCGUUGUCUUGGCUGUGUGCUUAGGGUCGUUGUCCUGUUGGAAGGUGAACCUUCGCCCCCAGUCUGAGGUCCUGAGCGCUCUGGAGCAGGUUUUCAUCAAGGAUCUCUCUGUACUUUGCUCCGUUCAUCUUUCCUUGAUCCUAACUAGUCUCCCAGUCCAUGCCGCUGAAAAAAAUCCCCACAGCAUGAUCCUGCCACCACCAUGCUUAACCGUAGGGAUGGUGCCAGGUUUUCUCCAGACGUGACGCUUGGCAUUCAGGCCAAAGAGUUCAAUCUUGGUUUCAUCAUUUACAUUUUAGUCAUUUAGCAGACGCUCUUAUCCAGAGCGACGUACAGUUAGUGAGUGCAUACAUUUACAUACUGGCCCCCCGUGGGAAACGAACCCACAACCCUGGCGUUGCAAACGCCAUGCUCUACCAACUGAGCUACACAGGACCGUCAGACCAGAGAAUCUUGCUUCUCAUGGUCUGAGAGUCUUUAGGUGCCUUUUGGCAAACUCCAAGCGGGCUGUCAUGUGCCUUUUACUGAGGAGUGGCUUCCGUCUGGUCACGCUACCAUAAAGGCCUGAUUGGUGGAGUGCUGCAGAGAUGGUUGUCCUUCUGGAAGGUUCUCCCAUCUCCACAGAGGAACUCUAGAGCUCUGUCAGAGUGACCAUCGGGUUCUUGGUCACCUCCCUGACCAAGGCCCUUCUCACCCGAUUGCUCAGUUUGGCUGGGUGGCCAGCUCUAGGAAGAGUCUUGGUGGUUCCAAACUUCUUCCAUUUAAGAAUGAUGGAGGCCACUGUGUUCUUGGGGACCUUCAGUGCAACAGAACGUUUUUGGUACCCUUCCCAAGAUCUGUGCCUCGACACAAUCCUGUCUCGGAGCUCUACAGACAAUUCCUUCGACCUCGUGGCUUGGUUUUGUGCUGACAUGCACUGUCAACUGUGAGACCGUAUAUAGACAAGUGUGUGCCUUUCUGAAUCAUGUCCAAUCAAUUGAAUUUACCACAUGUGGACUCCAAUCAAGUUGAAUAAACAUCUCAAGGAUGCUCAAUGGAAACAGGAUGCACCUGAGCUCAAUUUCGAGUCUCCUAGCAAAGGGUCUGAAUACUUAUUUUAAAUAAGGUAUUUCUCUUUUUUUAUUUUUAAUAAAUUUGCAAAAAUUUCUAAAAGCCUGUUUUCGCUUUGUCAUUAUGGGAUAUUGUGUGUAGAUUGCUGAGGAAGAAAAAAUAUUUAAGCAAUUUUAGAAUAAGGCUGUAAUGUAACAAAAUGUGGAAAAGUCAAGGGGUCUGAAUACUUUCCGAAGGCACUGUAUUUCCGAUUGCAGUUCCGGAAACUGUAAAGAUGAGAUCAUUAAUUCGGUGGUGUCCCGGGGUUCUGGAACUGCGAAGGUGAUGUCAUUAAUUCGGUGGUGUCCCGGGUUUCUGGAACUGUAAAGGUGAGAUCAUUCAUUCAGUGCGUCCCAGGAUGAGUGUGUCGUAGGAACAUUUAUUUCAGAUCCCACCUUUCUGUUUUGUCACCUGACGUGUUAUGGGGUUGAACGGGCGGCCUACGCUGAAACCCCAACCCGUCAUUCUUUCUGAGGUGACAGAUUGACACCCUCAACCCAUCUCUCUCUCAUGGAAACUGACAAGCAUCUAUCUGCACUAGCAACUAGCAACUCGCCUAGGAAUAAGCAAUUUUCAAUAGAUAAUUAAAUCAAGCCACAUUCUUUCAAUAUCAGUAUUUGUUUGAUAAUGAUGCCACUGUCCCACCUUUGAAAAAGCCUGGGUGUGUCAAUGACAGAGUACGCUCAGCCAUCUAUCUGUACUAGCAUUAGCAACUAGCAACUAGCAUCUAGCAACACAGAAGUCUUCUAGGAAAUGCUCUGACAGUUUUGCUCUGACAGACCAAGCCCCUUCCUGUUUCACACCAUGUAGGGCCCAUCUAAGUGCUGAGACAGGAUGCGUCUCAAAAGUAGUGCACUAAAUAGGGAAUAGGGUGCCAUUUGGGAAGCUAGCACUCUGCCAAUAAAGAGAAAUAAAGACUUUUGAUUUGAAUUGAUGAGAGAGAGAGAGAGAGAGGAAGCAGCAGAGAGAGGAGAAGAGAGAGAGAGAGAGGAGAGAGAGCGAGGAGCGAGAUAGGAGAGCGAUGAGAGAGAGAGUAGGCAGAGAGAGGAGAGAGAGAUAGGAGAGAAGAGAGACAAGAGAGAGAAGGAGAGAGAGCCGAGAGAGAGUUGAGAGAGAGAGAGAGAGAGGCAGAGAGAGCGAGAGAUAGAGGCAGAGAGAGCGAGAGAGAGAGAGAGGAGAGAGAGAGAGAGAGAGAGAGAGAGAGAGAGAGAGAGAGAUACCAAGAAAAAGUAGAUGUUCUUUCCCCACAAAAUAUGAACUAUAUGUAAACUACAGUAGAUGAUAAUAAAAUAGAUGGACUAUAGCUGGUUUACAGUUUACAGUCAAUGCACAUCAAGAUUUGAAUGAAUUAAGGAAUAUUGAUGAAUAAUGAAGGAAUAAUGAUGAAUAUUCUCUAUAUAUUGAAACAUUUAUGCGCAUUAUCCAUCAUAUGUAUGUACACUAUAUAUUCAAAAGUAUGUGGACAUCCCUUAAAAUUAGUGGAUUUGGCUAUUUCAGCCACACCAGUUGCUGACAGGUGUAUAGAAUCGAGCACACAGCCAUGCAAUCUCCAUAGACAAACACUGGCAGUAGAACGGGCUCAGCAGCGAAGUGGUAGGCCACAUGAGCUCACAGAAUGGGACUGCCGAGUGCUGAAGCAAGUAGCGCGUAAAAAUCCUCUGUCCUCGGUUGCAACACUCACUACCGAGUUCCAAACUGCCUCUGGAAGCAACAUCAGCACAAUAGCUGUUAGUCGGGAGCUUCAUGAAAUGGGUUUCCAUGGCCGAGCAGCCAUGCACAAUGCCAAGCGUGGGCUGGAUUGGUGUAAAGCUCGCUGUUAUUGAACUCUGGAGCAGUGGAAACGGGUUCUCUGGAGUGAUGAAUCACGCUUCACCAUCUGGCAGUCCGACGGAUGAAUUUGGGUUUGGCAGAUGCCAGGAGAAUGCCACCUGUCCAAAUGUUUUUCCCUUAGUUCCAGUGAAGGGACAUUUUAACGCUACAAUGACAAUGAUAUUCUAGACAAUUCUGUGCUUCCAACUUUGUGGCAACAGUUUGGGGAAGGUCCUUUCCUGUUUCAGCAUGACAAUGCCCCCGGGCACAAAGUGAAGUCCAUACAGAAAUGGUUUGUCGAGAUCGGUAUGGAAGAACUUGACUGGCCUGCACAGAGCCCUGACCUCAACCCCAUCGAACACCUUUGGGAUGAAUUGGAACGCAGACUGCGAGCAAGCGCCUAAUCGCCCAACAUCAGUGCCCGACCUCACUAAUGCUCUUGUGGCUGAAUGGAAGCAAGUCCCCGCAGCAAUGUUCCAACAUCUAGUGGAAAGCCUUCCCAGAAGAGUGGAGGCUGUUAUAGCAGCAAAGGAGGGGGGACCAACUCCAUAUUAAUAUCCAUGAUUUUAGAAUGAGAUGUUCGACGAGCAGGUUUCCACAUACUUUUGGUCAAUAGUAUACAUUUAUUUAUAUUAUUUGAGUAUCUUAUGACUAUGUAUUCAACUUUCAGCUGUGUUCUAAACGGCACCCUAUUAGUUACGGCAGCAACAAAUAAAGAGCGUGACAGCAUUGGUGUUAGUUUCAGUAUUACAUCAAACCAUAACAUCAACCAACCACCUGAUUUUACAACAAACCCAGUCGCUGGGAAAAAAAAAAAAACCACAGUUCCAUUAGUUGAUCAGCUGGAACCACUAAUCACGAACCGCCCGUAUGGCUCUGGUGAACAGUAGUGCACUAUGUAGGGAAAGAAGAGAGCUAUGCCUACAGAAACUAGGGGACGUGUCCCAAAUGGCACCUUAUGGACCCUGGUGAAAAGUAGUGCACUACAUAGGGAAUAGGGUGCCAUUUGGGACAUUGACAAGCUUUUCACCUGUUAAUGCUGAGAUGACUUCAACCCAGACACCCCACCUCCCUUCUCCUCGUCCUCCUCCUCUUCCCACUCAGCAUACCAACCUGAACUUUAUUGCAUCACCAAAGAACUUCCCCAGAACGCGUCAAAACUACCUGUUUCCUAGGGAUUCCAACCCGAGACCCCAUGCUCUGCUGCAAAAAAAAAGGUGUUGUUGAGCGGGCCGUAUGUUGGUGUAUGAUUUAAAGGAAACCUCGCUCAGUCAGAGAACCCACAACCUCACACCUCUAUCGUUUCAAUUCUCUCUCUGCCUCUGCCUCAACUAUAAAUACUUGUCUGUCUUAGUCUCAGCAUCAGUCAGCCAGACACAGAAGACCUAGACUUGGGUAGGGUGAGUUACAAGGCAGUCUCGUUAAGUCAACUCAAAGUCAAGGCCUUUGACUUAAGAUACAGUACACCGAUUGAGGACUAUUCAGCUUCGAGGGAACUUCAGCGUGAGGUUGAGGACCAUGGAUGUGUUAUCAAGGGCUGUGAUGUGUUUCUGCUUGAUGGGUUGGAUGACUUUAGGAUGGAGCAAUGCUGCUACGUACACAUCAAAUACCUUGAAGAGCAACAUAGACAAACUGAAGAACACCUAUGUAAGUAUCAUACACAUUAUUAACUGGGCUAACAGGGGUUUCUCCUGACUGACAGACACAGAAAGGCAGGCAGACAGACAGACAGACAGACAGACAGACAGACAGACAGACAGACAGACAGACAGACAGACAGACAGACAGGCAGGCAGGCAGGCAGGCAGGCAGGCAGGCAGGCAGGCAGGCAGGCAGACAGGCAGAGAGACAGACAGGCAGACAGGCAGGCAGACAUACACAGACAGACAGACAGACAGACAGACAGACAGACAGACAGACAGACAGACAGACAGACAGACAGACAGACAGACAGACAGACAGACAGACAGACAGACAGACAGACACAGAAAGACAGACAGAUAUGGCCUCCCCUAAUUGGAGGCCAACAGUAGAACAGAAGAGGCGGGCUUUAGACUCCUGCUUCCUAAUGGGAGACCAACAGUAGGACAGAACAGGGGGAACUUUAGACUCCUGCUUCCUAAUGGGAGACCAACAGUAGGACAGGACAGGGGGAACUUUAGACUCCUGCUUCCUGAUGGGAGACCAACAGUAGGACAGGACAGGGGGAACUUUAGACUCCUGCUUCCUGAUGGGAGACCAACAGUAGGACAGGACAGGGGGAACUUUAGACUCCUGCUUCCUAAUGGGAGACCAACAGUAGGACAGAAGAGGGGGAACAUUGGAUGUGGAUGAGUUAGAGAUUAAAUGUUUGACUAAAACCAAGAGGAGUUACACCCUUUCUGCCCAAGCAGGAAAUACUUUUCAGUGAGAUUGAAAUGAAAUUGACAAUUGUCACAUCAUCAUAACAGUGCAUUUCCAGGUAGGCUUAUAGACACCUGAUCUGGCUCAAAUACUUCCAAGCAUCUGAGGUGAGCUUUAGCUUGGAUGUAGCUUGGAGUUUGCACUUUUUGGGACUACUCCAUUGUUGCCAUUGUACCGGACAAACUAAAAUAAGUAUUUUAAAUGAUUUGACGUAUUUAGGCCAGGUCUGACAGACACUAUACUCGGGAUUAGAAGUAGAGGCCACUAUAUGCAAUAAACUUCACCAUAUUGAUUGUCAACAUAUCUUGCUCUUUCAGAAGAUCUCCAAGGACCAGCUGUUCAAUGGAAAACCUGUUUUCCCCAAGGACACGUUUGAGGUAAGAUAUAUUGUUACACAUUGUUUUCCCUUUCAGGCUAACAUCACAAAUGUGAAACUACUGCAAGCUUACCCUUGGACUAGGCUGGAGACAAAACUAAGGUUAAAGAUAUUAAAAGUCUUCUCUCUUUCUCUCUCUCUCUCUCUCUCUAUCUCUCUCUCUCUCUCUCUCUCUCUCUCUCUCUCUCUCUCUCUCUCUCUUCCACUCUCUCUUCCACUCUCCCUUCCUUCCUUCCUUCCUUCCUUCCUUCCUUCCUUCCUUCCUUCCUUCCUUCCUUCCUUCCUUCCUUCCUUCCUUCCUUCCUUCCUUCCUUCCUUCCUUCAUUCCCUCCCUCCCUCCCUCCCUCCCUCCCUCCCUCAGGACAGUGAGCGGAGGGUGUUGAUGAGUGCGGUUCUGGACGUGUAUCUGAGUAUCUUCAGCCAGAUGCUGAACCAGACGGUGGACCAGGAAGUGAUGGAGAGGCUGGUCCAGGUCAAGGGGAAGGUUCAGGAGCUCCAGAAACACUAUUUCCUGGGGAGGAUACCUGAGCUGAAGAGACACCUGCAGAACCUGUGGGCCAUCAAGGUGAGCUUUCCUCCAUGCGGUACGAGACCAACACAGAUCUGGUUUAGUCUGCUUUCACAUGUCAUCAUUUAAUAUUUUAGCAGAUGAAGCCACAUAGCAAUGACAUGUACUCAUAAAUCUUUAUGUAAUGACAUAAGUAGUCUAUGUCAAUUAGAAUUAAACAUCCCAUGGGCUAUGCAACCUUUUGAUCAGCUGCUUUAUGGAUUAAUAAUCAUCUAGGACUGUGAUACCAUAAUCAUGACUGUAGUGUAGUCGACUGUAGACUCCCGAGUGGCGCAGUGGUCUAAGGCACUGCAUCACAGUGCCAGCUGUGCCACUAGAGAUCCUGGUUCUAAUCCAGGCUCUGUCGUAGCCAGCCGCGACCGGGAGACCCAUGGGGCGGCGCACAAUUCGUCCAGGGUAGGGGAGGGAAUGGCCGGCAGGGAUGUAGCUCAGUUGGUAGAGCAUGGCGUUUGCAAUGCCAGGGUUGUGGGUUCAAUUCCCACGGGGGGCCAGUAUAAAAAAAAAAAUCAUGACUGUAGUGUAGUCGACUGUAUGGAGACAACUGAUAACCUGAUAGUUAAUGCUUGUAUCUUCUAUCUCAGACCAGUGACACCAGAGUCCAGGGGAAGGCUCUGUCCGAGUUCAUUCCCAUCUACGAGAAAGCCUCCCAACUGGCCAAUCGGAUUCAUCUGAAGAAGGACAACCGCAGGAAGAGACGGCAAGCCCAGAGGCUCAAAUCACACAUCAUGUAGAUGACCAACCGCGUCUAGAGUGAAGUUUGGAGGGUGAAGUUACAUCUAGACUCUGAUCCUGGGUCAGUUUAGCAUUUUCCCCACUAAUAGUUAAGGUUAGGAUUGGGGGGAGGGGGAGCUGAUCCCAGAUCUGUACCUAGGGGAAACUUCCCCCCGGAGCCACAGUGGAGAUACAUAUUGAAGUUACAUAUUUACUUGAUGCAAAGUUCCUCAACUGAUCCUCUAUUUAUUUUAUUAAGUUAUUUAAUCUAUGAAAUCACGCACAAUACUCAGUGGUAUAUUAUCACUGUCAAAAGAGUAAUUAUUUUUCAUGAAUCUAAAGGAAUCUAUUUUGUUAAUUCAUAUUUAUUAUUUAUUAUCUAGAAAAUGUAUUGUCUUCAAUAGAAAUAGUUAUUUCUUGCAGAUGAUGCAAGUUUUGUAAGUUCUAUGACUGAAUAAACUGACAUUGAGAAAACUGAUGUCAUCUAUCCACACACACACGUACGCACACCCACAGACACAACACACACACACAGAAACGCACACACAGACACGCACACACACACGCACACACAGACACACACAUACACGCACACACAGACACACACACAAUCACACACAUACACACACUAGUCUAUGUGGAGGCUGUAUGGAAAUAUCACACAUUGGCUUACAGACUUUUAUAAUUGCUCAUUUAUUGAAACCAAAACCCUCCCCUGCAUUGGGCCCACACAACGGGCCGUGUCCCAAAUGGGCAGCCCAUAGGGUCCUGGUCUAAAGCAGUGCACUAUAUAGGGGAUAGGGUGUCAUUUGGGACGGGCACAAUAUAACACCACAAGCCGUCUGUCCUCAGAAACAGCAUUAAACCAAACACACUAACCAAAACACUUGUUUUUAUAAGUUUAAAGAUCAACACUUAUGUUUAUCUGUCUUGUGUGAAUAUUGAUGUUAUGUUGCUGUUGGUAUGUUUACUUUACAAAUCUUAUCCAACUUGACACAACUUGGCAGUUUUUUUUCUGGGAACAUUAAAGUAAUUAUACUCUAAAAAUAGACAAACUCACGAACAAUUCACCUAAGAAUAGACUUAGAAAUAGACAAGACAGCUCAGCUAAGAUGCCGAACCAGCAGCAAGGGAUUUCCCCCUGCAGAGAAUGAGGUAGAAUUUGACCCUUUGCUAAAUCCCGCCCACCUUGGUUACUGUUGCAACCUCGGACAACAUUUUCCCGGAAAGCCCAAUCCCCUCACAGUGAUCUCAAACUGUGUUUCUAAUGCACAAUGCAAUUAAACACAGAUUACCCCUUGCUAAUCAGGAAACUCUUGGGUGGUGGACUGUCAUUACAAUUGCUUCAUGGGAACCUGGUAAAAUUACGUUUGUAGCCUAGUGUAGCUAGCCACUGAAUGGCUCCGAAUUCACUGUAAGCACGCAGUCAAAGCUAUAGCCACUUCUGGAGCUAACUAGUGCUCUCAAAUCGGAUGCUGAUGUCCACAGCAGAUGGGAGUUGUAUUCAUAGCAUUACUAACUUAGCUAGCUAACAUAUAUUUUAAGUGGCUAGCUAGCGUUAGCAACGUUUGGUGGUCAAUGAGACUGAGAGCUAGCUAACCAGCUGAGCAAGCAAACAACGUAACAAAAGUAUAAUUUCAGAUUUCAGAAAAAUACUCCAUCAACAGGCUCUGCAUUUUAAGGAAUCACAGUAGCAAGAACUCCUGGUGCACUGUUAAAUUGUUUAGCCAUUUAUUUGUAUUUAUUUGAUCCGUUUUUGCCAUAGCCCUGACAGGCUUUCAUUCAUUUAAACAUGAGCUUGUCCGAGGUCAGACUCCACGACAGUUGCUAUCCAUUGGAGCGCUGCGAUUGGUUGCCCAAAUUUCUGGGGCGGGCUUAGCGAAGGGUCAAUUGUUUCCCAGCUAGUCAUCCAUUUCUUCACCAUCUAGUCCAACAAUCUACUAACUAUUAUGCAUGUGAAAAACUAACUCUUAUCCUUGGGAGAAACAAACUAUUAUGCAUGGGAAAAACUAACUAUCAUCCAUGGGUAAAACAAACUAUUAUCCAUGGGAAAAACAAACUAUCAUCCAUGGGAAAAACAAACUAUUAUCCAUGGGAAAAACUCACUAUCAUCCAUGGGAAAAAUGCACUAUUAUCCGUGGGAAAAAAUAACCAUCAUCAACUCCCGAGUGGCGCAGUGGUCUAAGGCACUGCAUCGCAGUGCUAGCUGUGCCACUAGAGAUCCUGGUUCGAAUCCAGGCUCUGUCGUAGCCGGCCGCGACCGGGAGACCCAUGGGGCGGCGCACAAUUCGUCCAGGGUAGGGGAGGGAAUGGCCGGCAGGGAUGUAGCUCAGUUGGUAGAGCAUGGCAUUUGCAAUGCCAGGGUUGUGGGUUCAAUUCCCACGGGGGGCCAGUAUUAAAAAAAAAAUCAUGACUGUAGUGUAGUCGACUGUAUGGAGACACCUGAUGAACUGAUAACCUGAUAAUUAAUGCUUGUAUCUUCUAUCUCAGACCACUGACACCAGAGUCCAGGGGAAGGCUCUGUCUGAGUUCAUUCCCAUCUACGAGAAAGCCUCCCAACUGGCCAAUCGGAUUCAUC
This is a messenger RNA of Coregonus sp. 'balchen', 17333 nucleotides long. The record is from the annotation of a GenBank genome assembly. Lineage: Eukaryota; Metazoa; Chordata; Actinopteri; Salmoniformes; Salmonidae.